CACAUACACGUCGGGCCCUAGAAAAAACGAAUUCACUCCUCAUCGGUCUCUUCUUCUUCUCCUUCUUGAUCUGCACCCCAUUCACAGCCGUCCGCAGCUUUGGAAGGCCGAAAACGCCGACUGAGAGGGACGGAAUCAUAUCGAGCAGGAAGCCAUGACUGAUUACGAAGGAGGAAGGUAUGAGGGGAACGGCGAAGAUCUCGACAGCUACCGUGGCGGCUCUUCUCCGGCUCCUCGGAGCAACAGCCACGGCGGCCACGAUGAGAACAGCGACUCCAAAUCGCAGCGUUCUCAUGAUCAUGAUAGAGACAGUUUAAAAGGAAGCGAAAAGGCAAGGGAUAGGAGUCGUGAUAAGGAGAGGGAGCGAGACCGAGACCGUGACCGGGAAAAGGAUAGGGAUAGAGGGAGAAAUCGUGACAAGGAGAAAAGUAGAGAUAGGGAAAGGGACAGGGAUCGUGAUCGGGAUAAGGAACGUGACCGCCACCAUAGGGAUCGGGACCGAGACAGAGACCGCCAUAGAGAUCGCAGUGAAAGAAGGGAACGAGGAAGAGACAGAGAUGAUGAUGAUUAUCACCGAACCCGGGACUAUGACAGGAACAUAGAUUAUGAUAGAGACCGGGAGGAGAGGCACAGGCGACGUUCUAGAUCUCCCUCUUCAAGAUCUGAGCGCAGAUCAAGGUCAAGGUCUCGUUCUCGUUCUCGCUCAAAGAGAUGGUUGUAUUGUUUAUUACUGCUAACAUCAUCUACUUGCAGCAAAAGGAUAAGUGGUUUUGAUAUGGCGCCUCCUCCUUCUGCAAUGCUUGCCACUGCUGUUUCUGGUCCUGUUCCUGGGCCAAGUCCGACCAUUCCAGGGAUGUUUCCUAACAUGCUUCCAUUCGGAACUCAGCAAUUUGGCACUCUUCCUGUUAUGCCUGUCCAAGCAAUGACUCAGCAGGCUACAAGGCAUGCUAGGCGAGUAUAUGUGGGGGGCCUUCCUCCAACAGCCAAUGAACAGUCCGUUGCAACUUUUUUCAGCCAGGUUAUGGCAGCUAUAGGAGGAAACACUGCUGGUCCAGGGGAUGCUGUUGUUAAUGUUUACAUAAACCACGAAAAGAAGUUUGCUUUUGUGGAGAUGAGAUCAGUAGAGGAGGCAAGUAAUGCAAUGGCAUUAGACGGCAUUAUAUUUGAGGGAGCACCAGUAAAGGUUCGGAGGCCUAGUGAUUACAACCCUUCGCUUGCUGCGACUCUUGGUCCCAGCCAGCCAAAUCCAAACCUAAAUCUCGCUGCUGUUGGAUUGACACCUGGCUCCGCCGGUGGGCUGGAGGGUCCAGACCGCAUUUUUGUAGGAGGGCUGCCAUAUUAUUUCACAGAAGCCCAGGUUAGGGAGCUGCUGGAGUCAUUUGGACCACUUAGGGGCUUUGAUCUUGUGAAGGAUCGGGAAACAGGAAAUUCAAAAGGCUAUGCCUUUUGUGUCUACCAAGACCUCUCGGUUACAGACAUAGCUUGUGCAGCUCUCAAUGGAAUAAAAAUGGGUGACAAGACUCUUACUGUCAGGAGAGCAAACCAAGGCGCUAACCAGCCUAAACCUGAACAAGAGAGUGUUCUACUGCAUGCCCAACAGCAAAUAGCAUUGCAGAAACUUAUGUAUCAACCCGGUGCUCUGGCUACGAAGGUUGUCUGUCUCACACAAGUAGUUUCUGCGGAUGAGCUUAACGAUGAUGCGGAGUAUGAAGACAUUAUGGAAGAUAUGAGGCAGGAAGGAGGAAAAUUUGCCAUUUCUUCAUCUAUAUGCUGCAUAAAGAAUCAGGCUCUACCAUUGAGAUUCCUUAUCUUUAUUUCUUGUUCAUUUAUUAUAUUUUUUUCUGAUCACAAAUUUUGCAGGGAUGCUGGUAAAUGUGGUGAUACCCCGUCCGAGAACUGAUGGACAACCUACACCCGGUGUAGGAAAGGUGUUCUUGGAGUACGCAGAUAUGGAAGGUUCUGCCAAAGCAAGGACGGGAUUGAAUGGAAGGAAGUUUGGUGGGAAUAUCGUGACGGCGGUCUUCUUCCCAGAAAAUAAGUUUGCGCAAGGCGACUACGACGGAUAAAAAGGAUAAUGCCGUAUUGUCUCUGGACUUGUGUCGUAUUUUCUUAGUUAAAUAUAGUUUGCCUCUCAGAAGAGAUUCGUAAUUUGUAGUUUGGAAGGUGUCUGGUUAGGGAGUCUGUGUGAUAUAAGAUUGUGGGUAUGGUUUUUUUCCAGAUGUAUUAGCUUGCAGUUCGAACUCUGGUCGUUUUCUAGGACUGCUGGUAUUGUAAUGUUUGCUUUUGACAUAAAACCAUGCUGAGGGAAUAAUGAUCGUCACUAUGGUUGCUCUA
Messenger RNA from Punica granatum (pomegranate), 2334 nucleotides. The record is from RefSeq and is a predicted model, not a curated record. Lineage: Eukaryota; Viridiplantae; Streptophyta; Magnoliopsida; Myrtales; Lythraceae.